GGCUCUUUGCCGGAGAAGGCAGUAGUUGGAAGAUGGCCGAAGAUGGCGAGACAGUAAUGCAAGAAGAUUCAGGCUCCCAAGAUGGCAAGGGAGACUCUAGAGGCGAAGGUAUGCUUUUUCAUUUGAAGCCCAACACCUAUUCUUCCUUUUGCAGUCGUAUUUUCCUCUUACACGGCCUUAGAGCGCUUGUAUUUUUCAAUUCUUCACAGGCGCCGGUCGCUUCUCUGGUUACAGCGACAACAAAGAGCUAUCAUCGAAGUCGUUGAAAAUACAAAACAAAGUCUAUUAUAUGGACGUGAAAGAGAACCGACGAGGCAGAUUUUUGAAAAUAACGGAGGUAAAUUGUACUGCUAUCUCGCUGUACUUCAGUUUAAGCUCAAAAUGGCUACGGGUUUUGCAUUUAAAUUUAAAUUACAAAGGUUAAAUAUUUGGCCUGUCGCUAUAUGAAUUCAAAAUUCGUCGUCUUCGCGGAAAGCUGUUUAAUUCAUGGCAGAAACCCUUAUGGAUUAAAAUCUACGUUCAUUAAACAUCCUAAUGAUUCUAGCACAUAAUUCUUUAUCGAUUUUUAUUUGCAAAUAUUGAAGGGGAAUGCACUUCGAAAAUUUGAAUAUUGCAAAGCUUUUUUUAAGGGCUCGUCAAAUUAUAUAAUACAAUGCAAACUCCGUUUUUUACUGUGUAAAUUUUGAUAUAUAUAGCCAAAUAUAACUUUAUCCGCCUCGUAUGUCCUAAAUAUAAACUAGCUCGCAAAUUUGAGAGCUAUCUUGUAAUGCUAUUAUCCUUAUCUCGAAUGUUAAGAUCAAAAAUUAAAAUAUUUUAUUGCAAAUAUCGCUUUUGUUCCAGGGCUCAAGUUGCUGAAAUUUGACCCCGGGUUCUUGUGAAUUUGUAAUUUUGUAUAUUACAAACUGUGUACUGCAUAAAUGACAAGUUAAUAUGUUAAGUUUUAGCUGAAAUUUGGCCUGGUUUUUUUUGUUUAAAUUACAUUGCUCUUUUUCUAAUUUGACAUUAUUCUUUGUCUGAUAUUGCACAAUGAACACAGCAUCAAUUAUUUACAGGCUAUAUUAUUUAUAUAUACGUGUUGAAUUGAAAUGCUUUGUCCAACUGUAGGUGAUAAAAUCUAUUUUAAAGUGGAAUGCAAUGAAAGUAUAUUUGUCUCAAUUAUUUAACAUCUCAGACUGGUGCUGAUCACUAGUAUUCUGUGGAAAUUGUAUAAGGCCAGACUUUUUCUCUUAAUUAGUUUACGGAUCAGGAAGUGAAAAAGAAAUCGAAAAUACACCUCUCCGACAAUUGGAAGUACAAAAUUAAAAUUACUGAUUGACCGGUUGUGCCAGCGAUUUUAUAAUAAUGUCAUAUUAUCAGUCAAUCAAGUAAAGUUGAUAUCAUUCAUGUCGACUUUUAACAAUAAUUUCCAACGUAACAUGUUACUGCAACCAAAGAUAGUUAAAACCGUUAAUAAAUGGCACGCUUCACACAUUAAUUUAACGUAUUGUGCAUUAAACGCAACAUGUAUCAACGUGCAAUGCAUAUCAUUUUUACAAUGCAUAUAUUUUUCUCAACAAUCUGUUUUAGACAAUUGGAAAUAUAGAAAAUUCUACUGAUUCCGAUUCUCUACCGAUAAGGCAAAAAUCGGGCUGGUACCGAUUAAAGUUCUCUUAGGCCUGGUUUAGACGGCAAAUUUUUUAUGCACCAAACCUAAUCAAAUUAAAUACGGUACAAGUUCGGCAACUGGACUUAAUUGUACCAUACCAAAAUACAGUAUGUCCGAAAUUCUAAAAAUAACAAAUAUACAAAUAAACAUAUUUUUUGUUUUUGUUGUUUUUUUGUCAUUUUUUGUUAUUGAAUGAUACAUGGCGUACAUGCGUAAAAACGCUCAGGUUGAUGCAAUAGUAAUACUGAUGAAAAUAGGAUUGAACAAUGUUUUGCUGCCCACGUUCAUAGCUGUCAACAUAUUGUUACACCCGAUUCAGGCUCAACGACAUUGUUCAAUAUUGUUGACAAGUGUGAACAACGUGGGCAGCAAAACAUUGUUCAGUCCUGUUGAGCAACGGCUCGGCGUUUUUUGCCGUGUAUGCUAAAACAAAAUAGUGCAAGGAUAUUCACCUUUCCAGAUGCUUUUUAUAGGCCCAUUUCCACUCCAGAAAAUUUUCCGCGGAAAGAAAAUAUUGUACAAUUUGAUUGGCUGACACAAAUUUUUCGUCGGAAAAAAAUUUUGAAGUUGAAAAAUUUCAACUUUUAACAAUGACAUUUUUGGAAAAUUUCCUGACUGUGGAAAUUUUUCUUGAGUGGAAAUGGGCCUUAUCUCUGUGAAUGAAUAUAUCCUUGGACUAAAUGGACUUGUUGAAUAAUUGUUACAGUCAAUUUCAGCUGACUUUUCAUUGUAAGAUUCCGAACUUCGUUCCGAACUUCGCAAAUUCGUUGCCAAGUUCAAAAGUUCAUAAUGAAAUUCACAAACAGGUUUGUAAACGAAGCCUCUGAUUGGCUGUUAAAUCAAACCAGCCAAUCAAAUGCCCAGUUUACAAACCUGUAUGUGAAUUUCAUUAUGAACUUUUGAACUUGGCAACGAAUUUGCGAAGUUCGGAACGAAGUUCGGAAUCUUACGAUGAAAAGUCAGCUGAAAUUGACUGUAAUUACUCAGACCAGCAUAAAAUUAGACUUAUUGCUAACAAUCAAUUUUGUUUUAGAUACCUCCGAGUCGAAUGAAGAGCCGUCUAAUGAUCCCCAUGUCAUUUGUUCCUGAAGUCAAAGAAAAAUUGACUGCUUUUGCUGAGUUUUAUGCAUCCCUUGGUAAGCUGUAAAUAUGUAGAACUCUUUGAUACAAGUAAAAUAGUCUAGUCAGGGUCUGAAAUUUGCAGAUCCCGAUAUCCAUAGGAUCUACAUUUGGUUUUGGUUUUGGAUACCAUUUAACUGUGAAUGACAAGUUUGUAUCCCGACUUGAUAUUGCAAAAUUUCAAGGAUAAUGCUAAAUGUCACUGGUGACUUCUUGAAAAUAACCAGCCUUUGAUUUCCAGUUUCAUAUUAUUCUGACACUGCAAUCGACCAACGAAAAAUUCGUUGGAUCCCGCUGGAGCCAACAAAUUUUUCAUUGGUUGAUUGCAGUGUCAGAAUAAUUUGAUUUCCAUCUUGUUGGUUUUAUUAGUUGUUGACUGUUGAGUCUCCUGUUGUUAUUGUAAUUAUAACAAGAUUCUAGGGGUGCACCGGAUUUGAAAUCCGGCCGGAAUUCCGGGCGGAUUUAACGAAUUUUCCGGCAUCCGGCAUCCGACUGGAUUUGGAGAAAAUCCGGCCGGAUUUAAAUUUCUGUUUUCACCUUAAAAAAUUCACCAAGAAUGGGAUAAACCAUCAAUUUGGCAGCUUUAAAGUUUAAAAAAAAACUUAUACUAUUUUAAAAUAUUAAGUUAUUAACAAAAAGAUAUUUAAAAUGGUUUAAACACAAUCAAAAAUCUAAACUGGCACUAACUAAAAAUAGUAAAAAACAUAAACCUCCAUUUUGAAUGCUGAUUUAUCCCCAAUUGUUCCCAUUACCGGUUUAUCUCAAAAUUUCAAAUUACAGGUAGCAUGAUGUGCACAGCCUUUCAGGUUUAGGUCGGCGAAUGGCGAAUUUCACCAGUGGUUCAGAUAAUUUUGUAGCAAAUUUGCCGUUCCUCCAUUGCAUUUCACCAUAGCUGAGUAAAUGAAUAACUCACAAAUAGUUUUAGAUUGCUGAACAUGUGCUAUACUUACAGUAUUUUGUGUGAAAAAUUGUUAAGAGUGAAUAGUUGCUUUCAAUAAAGUAACCUCGUUCUUACAACAAUCAACUGUAUGGACUGCCAUGUUAAAUUUAUCACUCUAUAAUCAUCCAAUAUGCAAAUUUCAAGUUCAACACUAUGGAAUUCAUCAAUUGUGGAAUGUGUCAAAACAUUUGUCACCCCAAACAUCUGCGCCCACAAACUUCAGUUGUACAGUGUCUUUUAUCCCUGAAUUGAAAUACCCGAAAAUGGCAUUUGUUGGGGGCAUGCCGUCGGAGCCCGUAGCAUGAUGGUCCUCCUGACCUAAAAUUCUCCGAGCCAUCAAUAAUAUUCUCCAGAGACUUAGCAUGUACCUUACAUAGCCUUUCCAACCAGGUUGAUUGUGACAAUAUGCAGUGCAAGGUCUGAUAUUUGCAGUGUUCAGAGUGUGCAUCUUAUUUUAUUAUAUAAACAUAAGUGUUAUAUAGAGUUUUUGGCCACUGAGAAAAAUCGUAUUUAAACGCACGUAAAAAAAUACGAUAUUUUUACAUGUGUAAAUGUCAUUUUUGCAAGCCAAUCAAAAAGCGCUUAGGAAAUAUGUUUGACCAGUCAGAGAACUUGUUGUAAAACGCAUUUCCACAGAUGUUUUAUUGUAAAACGCAUUUCCACAGAUGUUUUAUUUACGCUUUUCUGUAGAAAUUAUCGCUUUUCAAAGACUGUCCUUUAUAUAAUAAACAGAAAAAUACAUGGAUGCUUGGAAAUACCAGAUUUAUUUCUUGUGUUGAACAUGAUAUCUCACUCGUUCGCUGUGCUCACUCGUGAGAUGUCAUGUUGAACACUCGAAAUAAAUCUGGUAUUUCCGCGCACCCAUGUAUUAUUCUCUAUGUAUUACUUAACAGUUUUAUGUGAUAUGCGAACACCUCUUGCAAAAAGGUUGAUAGCAAUAGUUGCUCUUAACAUUUAGGCAUGAUCACUAAUUAAAUAUCAGAAACACAGCACACAGAGAUAUAAACAUCACAAUUCACAAAUUUUAUAAUGCCCUAACCAAUUCCCUUGGAACAAUUUUAGAUCCUGCUGGUGAAGCUACUGGAAGAGAUGAUGGUAAAUAUAAUUUUUUAUCAAUACCAGACAUAAAUUGGGCAUGCUUUUUGCUCUUGCUAUAGACAAUUAAUCAGGGUCUGAAAUUUGCAGUAUCCCAAUAUCCGUGGGAUACCAUGGAGGUUCGCCAAAAACAAAACUUACUUAAUUUAUAGUAUAAUCAUCUAGCAUAGAUCUUGGUGUGCACUAAUUGUCUAAUUCUUGUUGGUAUUUUUGUAGAUCAACUUGGCAGCAAACCACUUAAGAGGUAUGGUUACUGAACAUUGAACUCAUUUUACUAAAUGUUAAAAAAUGGAAAAAAUUACAUCAGUAGGGUAUGAUCGAAAAUAUGCCAUUUGGAAGAAUCAUUAUUUAAUAGAAUCGCAAGCAGUUUAAAGAUGCACGAUGUAGCUGACAGUUUUUUGUUUGUUUUUUAGUGAUCACUUGCAAAGAAACAACCGGCGUUACCAUUUUGACCUGAAACAGAACAAGCGUGGAUAUUUUCUCAAAGUAAGUUCACUUGAUUCUUGACUCGUGGUUUUUCACGUCUGGCUCCGGGGAAAAAACUCUAGCUCCGGCAGAAAAUUUCCAGCUCCGCAAAUUCGUGAUUGUGUGUUUUAUUUUAACACUUCUUCGCAUGAACAUUUCGUACCAUGCAUGAUGUAUUAUGGUAUUGGUUUUUGCCAGACAAGAAGUAUUUGUGAUGUUACUCUAGUGUGCAUCCAAACCGGGCAAGCUGAAAAGUUAGCAUCACAAGCAAUCACAAACAUCAUAUUCACCUGAGUACAUAACACCAACACACACACAAAAAAAAGACAAGAAGUAGUCGCUUCUUACACUGUAUCAAUGCGAGUAUUUACUUUUUUGUCGAUGGAUUCAGGUUUUUUCUCCAAUGUCUUCAAUGUUUGUGCUAAAUAAGUGCUGCCAGAGUUGAACAAACUCCGGCAAAAUAGGCCAAAACGCCGGCCUAGUUCCAGGGCAUACACUAACUCAUUACCCAUUGAGUGCACUGCCAGCAUCACAGAAUAGAGGCACACAGAAGUCCGACCUCUUGGUUCUAUACGUACUGUACACCCCCCCCCCGUCGCCAAAAAAAUUUCGGUCAGUAGUGUACCAUUUUAGGGGUCAAAAUUUUUUUCCGGACAUACAAAAAUUUUCCGUGAAGCCAAAAUUUUUUCCGGAUAUCUAAAAUUUUCGCCAUUCAAAAUAUUUUUCUAAAUUCCAAAAAUUUCCCAAAAUUUUUAUAAAUAUAAACUAUAAAUUACCUGAAUCUCGUGAUUUUCCUACAAAAAGCAUCGUUGGAAAUGUGAUUUAUCACGUAUUAUUUUACAACUAAAAGGGCACUUCUGCCCCCCCCCUGCCCCCCCUAGCAAAAGGCAAGGGGGGCAGCCGCCCCCCCUGCCCCCCAGUUACGGCGUCCCUGACUGUACUAUGAUUUUGGUGUAUCCGUUGCAGUGUUGUCACCAUGUUCCUAGCCUGUGUGCUUGUGAGAGGCAUUAACCCCCCUGAAAAUAUUCAAAAUCGUGGACGUUCAUGGGGACGAAUGGCUCUCGGAAGUGCACUGGCUUGGAACAUGGUGAAUAAAAUCAUUGCGAAUCAUGGCAUGGCAGCUGUUAUGCUUUUUUGGCUGAGUCGGCCUUCUGUGUUUCUCUAUUCUGUGCCAGUGCUCUCCCUUAAUGAGUACAGUCGUCUGGACCAAUUAGGUUAUUGCAGCUGAAUGGAUUAAUUAACAAGACAUAUUGGAAAAUAGUUUGGUGUUAGACAGAGUAAAGUAAUAGUAAGAGUAAAAUAACCCUUUAAGUGUUAUUACACCCUGAUGUGCACUUCUAGUACUUUGUUUUUGUCUAACGCCAGACAACUUUACUUCACGUCAAGGGGAAAGUGCCGGCACUCAAUGCAUGGGUUAAUAUAGUUUUCUUAUGUUUCCAUUUAUCUAUUACAUGUAAAAUUAUUAGUGAUUGACCGAUUGUGCAACAAUCGGAAAUUGCCGAUUUUUCAUGCCACAAACUGCCAGAUACGGAUGCUGAUACCGAUUUUAUAGUGACGUUAUAAUAUCAGUCCACCGAGUAAAAGUGACGUCAUCAGGCCUUAAAAUAUCGGUCGGUCACGGACAUUGUCCGACCCAUUCGUGAAAUUGUCCGACGUAGAGAGGAAACCACCGGACAUUCUGUCCGACCAAAGUGAAACUGAGGUUUAUUGUUUGUCCGACCCGAGUUUUUUGGUGUCCGACCGAACUGUAGCUUUGUCCGACGUAAAUCAAAAUGUAUCCUAGCCCAGGACUAGAGGCUUGUAAGUUAAAUGGAAAGUCAGAGUACUAUUGUAUAAAAGUUGAACUGGAAAUGUUGCUUUAACGUAGUCAAGCGCGGGGCGGCGAGCGAAAUGGUGAAGUGGAAAACGGACUUAAGUUGUCGAAGUCUUUUUUAAUACUGCUGUUCUGGCAAGCAAGUUAAUUUUGGCUUGAAAAUAAGUAUGAAAGAAACAAAUUAUUUAAUAUCUUUACAACAUUUACCGUUUAUUCAUUUGUGUCAUUCAGACUUAUUUCCGAGCCAAAACUGAACUGAAGGUUAUCGGACAUAUGUCCGACCCAAACUCAACGUCACCGGACAUUUUGUCAGACGGCCCUGUAAAAGAUAUUUUAAGAGCCUGGUCAUUCUUGUCAAUUUUUUAACGAUCCAACGUUACUGCAACCAAAGAUCGUUAAAACUGUUAAUAAAUGGCACGCUUCACGCAUUAGUUUAACAUAUUGUGUGUCAACGUGCAAUGCAUAUAAUGUUGAAAGUAGGGGUGCACCGGAUUUGGAAUUUUCAAAUCCGGCCGGAACCGGAUUUACCGGAUUUGGACAAAAAUUCCGGCCGGAAUUCUGGCCGGAUUUGUCGGAUUUAAAAUAAACCGGUAAUGGGGACAAUUGUGGAUAAAUCAGUAUUCAAAAUGGCGGUUUAUGUUUUUUACUAUUUUUAGUUAGUGUCAGUUUAGAUUUUUGAUUGUGUUUAAACCUUUUUUAAAUAUUUUUUUGUUAAUAACUUAAUAUUUUAUAAUAAUAUAAGUGUUUUUUAAACUCUAAAGCUGCCAAAUUGAUGGUUUAUCCCAUUCUUGGUGAAUUUUUAAGGUGAAAACAGAAAUUUAAAUCCGGCCGGAUUUUCUCCAAAUCCGGCCGGAUACCGGAUGCCGGAAAAUUCGUUAAAUCCGGCCGGAAUUCCGGCCGGAUUUAAAAUCCGGUGCACCCCUAGUUGAAAGUGCGUAUUUUCUCAACAAUCGGUUUUGGACAAUUGGAAAUACAGGUAAUUCUACCGACUCCAAUUGUCUACCGAUAAGGCAAAAAUCUGCCCGAUACCGAUUAGCGGUCAAUCACUAAAAACUAUUUAGGAUACAUAAUAUGUUGUGUGUUAAUCAAAUGAUAAUUCUGGCCAUGCAGGUGGCCCAACCAGUAUGGAGCUCAAAUCCAAAUACCAACAGAUUGGCCAUCCCAGCCCAAGGAAUUGCAGAUAUCAGAAAUUCUCUCUCUGAAAUACUUGAUGAAUUUGGCACUGAUGAAGGUAUAUACAUUCUUUAUACUGUUAGAAACUCCCGCUUGUCAUAUUACUACAGUAAAUCUGCACUCAAUUCGAGUACAAAAAUAUGAUACCAUGUCCGUUCUUAUUUAACAUCAUUGUAAACGUGAAGCAUCAUACAGUAGGUUGUUGUUCUUGAUUUCAAGAAUAACUUUCGCCGUUAUUAAAGGCAGGUACUUCUGGUAAACCCAAUAAGGGGUGAACUAUUAGGGACUCAGGAGUAGUGCUGUGCAAACUCCGGUUUUUCAUCUCCGGCUCCGGCCGAAUUACAGCUCUGAGCUCCGGCUCCGGCCACAUCAUAAAAUAUUAAAUAAAUGUUUUACGAUCAGAGAACAUUUAUUAAUAUUAUUAUGAAUAACCCUUUUCGCGCUUCCUAAUUAUCAGAUAACAUAACUCAGGAAACAAAACAGUGAAAACACUUAACCACGCAGAAAAUAUCUAUAUGGAAACCAGCCUCGAAAACUCUUUGACACGAGGCAUGACGCGAGGCAUGACGCUAACACUCUCAGACUCCACAGCGCAAUUGUUCGCACGCAAACAAAGUACUCUGUCAUUUUCAAAAGGUUGAUAUUUAUUUGUUUUGUACUUUUUCGUUAUCUACAAGGCAUGAAAUACACAGACUACAGUAUGUAGCGCUAAGUCAGAUGGCUUCAUGAAAGCAUGACGUUUGUAAGUUGCGAUCGUAUUACAGCUUUUACAGCUUUUCGACGCUGUUCCUGUGGGUUGUGGCAGUUUGAGUCAAUGAUGAAUUCAUUGAACAGCAAUUGGCAGUUUGCAGUAACUAACAAUCGUUUGACAUUUGUCUCAUUUCAUAUUGUUUUCUUGUCAUUUUGCCGGAGCUGGGAAAACGUAACUCCGGCUCCGGGCUCCGGCAUACAAAAUUCUGCUCCGGCGUCGGAAAAACUGCCGGAGCUCCGGCAGAACUCCGGCUCCGGCAACUCCGGCGCACAGCACUACUCAGGAGGGAGGGGGUUUUCUUGCAAGAAUUGUUUAAGUUCGGAGCUUUUUCAAACUUUUUUAUGUUAUUGAUACUGUGCAUUAAUUGUUUUCUGUAUCUGUAUGUACACAGUAUAUCCAUGUUUUUGCAUGAAUUUAUUUUUCAAAUUCCAUUCUGCAUGAAUUUACUUUUUGGAUCUGCCCCUUUCCGGGAUAUCUAAAUGCCCACCCUCUUGUCCUGGUGUUAGAUAUUGUGAAGCAUAAAGUACAGUAGGUUGGCCUGCAGGGCUCGAAAUAAUGGCCGGUCAGCGGACCAUGACCGGCCAAAAUGCAUCUUCACCGGUCACGUUUUUACCUCACCGGUCAUUUUGACUGGCCACAUUUUCAUCCCCAAAGUGAUUGCUGACGUCUUGAAUUAAAAACAUGAAACUAUGAUGUAUCGAAACAAGUCUCUAAUCGUUUGUUUCACUGUUAGUGUAAGCGUAUCAAUGACCGGUCAAAAACGUAUUUUGACCGAGCUAAAAUCAAGUUGACCGGUCAUUGUGACUAGAGACCUAUCUCCCGUUAUUUUGAGCCCUGGAAUGCGGGGCUGUUUACAUAGGGCGAGCCUGUUGGCCUACGUGGCACUACUGUGGCAGGCGAGUUACAUAAUGAACCGGAACCUUCUUAAUUUGUAGAGGAAGAUGAGUUGAACUUACCGGAAGCUAAGGAAGUUCGUGUUGAACAAAAGAGAUUUUAUUUUGAUGUUGGUAAUAAUAACCGUGGUGUGUUCUUAAGACUUUCUGAGGUAUGAAAUUAAAAGUAUUGUUCCCCAUUGGCUCGUUUUAUUUGUAAAGUUCGUAAAGUACAGUCCCUCCCCUCACUGACAUAUUAGAAGAUUGCUUGCAGUUCGCCUCUACCAAAUCCCACAGAUGAAUGCUCAGUCGCUAGAGCAAUCAUCUGGAGGUCGAGAGGUCCCAGGUUCGAUUAAUCCUGUGCCAACCGAGCGUAUGAGUAUCGCAUCUGUCUGAAACUGCUUCUCGUUUAUAAAGUUGUAAAAUAUCUUUCACUUGUCAAGGUCACCAAUAAUUACCGAGCCUGUGUUACAAUCCCACGACGAGGCUGGGAAAGAAUGAGGGAUGCUCUGAGUAAGUAUUUUGCUGUAAGAAUAGUAAAAUCAUGUUCAAUACCUUUACAGUGCGUCUACAGUAAGUGGGGCCACUUAGAGAACACUAACCUAUCACAUUGCAGAACAAAAAUAGAAAAAAUCAACAAACGGCGCAUUAGCCAAUGAGCAUUAAUAGGCCAAAAACAAUUUUAACAAACAAACGAAUGUCAAACGGUAAAAAUAGACUUGAAACGUAAAGACUGCAGUUACUGGCUUCCUGAAGCGAAUUCCAUGCUUUCUUUUGAUUGGACGAGCUUUAGUUUGAUUAGAUUUCUAUUUUUGUUUUGCAAACUGAUUGGUUAGUGUUCUCUAAGUGGCCCCACUUACUGUGGACGCACUGUAAUUGCUCUAACACUCAUCCUACUCCGAUUCUCCCUGCAAUUCUCAACACUCUCAUGUGAAGAUCUACUAUAGAAUUUUAAUUUGUUACUACCCUGUGACUUUACCAGUUGUUAUACCACUCCCCCCUGACUUUAAUUGCUUCCACUUCCCUGACUUCGUUACCACCCCCUGACUUUACCAGUUGUUACCUUUCCCCUGACUUUCCCAAUUGUUACCACUCCUCUGACUUUGUUACGGUCCUGACUUUACCAGAUGUUAUUAUCCUCCGACUUUAUCACUAACCUCCCUGACUUUACCUCUACAUUGAUGUUAUAGAUGAUUUAUGUGAGAAGCUCCCAGACGACGAAGAAGAUAGGCAGGGGGGUGACUACGACUAAGGAUAAUGGAGAAUGACGUUGCGUAAUGAAUGAGUUGCCUGGGGCGUUACUGGUUUGCUUAUUGUGGGAUGUUUGUCUUGUUAGCGAAGUUUAGAUUGAGUGCGAAUUUCUGGACAAAAUUUCAUAGAUGGUUGAAAUACCGGAUCUCUUUUACGAGUAGCUCUAUACUUUUUUAAGCAGUUAAAUUAUACAUGAAAAAAUUCAAUUCUGUUUGGCUCAGAUGCAAUUUCACGAAAUACAGUGCCAAACUUAGAAACGCAAGCACCUAAACAAAAGAAAGUUCGAAUAAGUUUUUGACAGUUGAAAAUUUAUAUUACUGUCGUUCCAAUUGAAGUGUUCCUCAAAUAUUGAUUCAAUACAUUACCUCGGGCUGACCAAUUCAUUUCAUCAAGUUCCUCGAGAUAUUCAUACACUUCCUGUGAAAGCGCCAAUUCCAAGAAUUUGAUCAUUUCUGGUCACUUCCUUUCUAUUUAUGAUUGGUUAGUUGCACAAACAACAAAGGUGAUUGGUGCAUUCAAACUAUUCAACAGGAAGUUUACAAUUAUACUAGAAAGUGUAUGAAUAUUUCGAGGAACUUGAUGAAAUGAAUUGGUCAGCCCGAGGUAAUGUAUUGAAUCAAUAUUUGAGGAACACUUCAAUUGGAACGACAGUAAGGUUUUGUUGUGCCAUUCAAAUGAACGAGUAAAUUAUUUAUUUCGCAUGUGUUUAUGCAUACAAGUGAUCAUGAAUUUGCUUUUGCAUACGUCUUUCAUGUAUAUUAUUAAUAAAUUACAGUAUGGUUUUUCUGGUGCAAUUUGGAAAGGCAAACACACGUUGGUUUUUCAAAGACCUCAAUUUGAUCGUCUUCGAAAAACUCACUCGUGCAUGUUUUUUUCCCACAUUGCACUCAAAACCAUAUACUAUCAUUACCUUAGUAUGUAAAGUUUAUCCAGUAACAUGAAUUGACUAAAUUGAAUUCAGUGAACUACUUGAAUUCAAGAACUACUCAAAACACCUAAUACCUAUAGUAUACUUAACCAGGUUUCAAGUUUGAUAUGACAAAAACAAAGCAAUAUGCAUGCAGUCGGUUUUAUUUCUUUGCAGAUAGCAAAUUUGAAUAGCUUAAAGCUUUUUCCUUUACAUCAUUAAAUUUUUGGAGUUACCAACUCCAGAAUUCCUAAACCUUAUUCAUCUACGUUUCGAAGUUUUGAAGUUCUCAUUAUCAUCUUCAUGGCACCAACAUUUGUAGGUUUGACUAUUUUCGUUGUAUAAUAUAAAUAAUCCUGUGUAUUCAGUGAGUCAGUCUUCGAAAGUCGUACCAGAAUUCGCACUCCCUCUAAACCUCCGUAUUCUACUGCGGGUUUGGCGAUCUAAUAUUGUGAAAGAUCGUUUAACGUUUUCCUGUUUUGAAUUUUUGGUGUAUAUUGAUGUAUACGAGCGGUAUUGAUUAUGUAAGAACAUAGGCAAUCAAGAUAUAGUUUUGAAAACUUGCCAAACUCUGAGCCAUCUAGAAUGACCUACGAUUUUAUGGUUCACCGUGCCACAGAUCUUUUGCAAUUUUGCAUAUUAGUAUUUCAAUACUAAUAUUUAUAUGAUAUAAUAUAAUAUUAUAUUAUUUAACAAUUAUUCGCCGAAGGCGAGGUGAUUAUCGGUGAAUAAAAACCGAGACGAAGUCGAGGUUUUUAUUCACGAUAAUCACCGAGCCUGAGGUGAAUAAUUGUUUUAGUAUAAUUUCAUAGAUGAUUAUUUGGAAAAAAAUAAGAAAAUACACAUUUCUUCGUCAUUUAAUUGACAAAAAGGCUUCGACCGCCAUUUUGAAAAUCGCUUAGGUGAUUAUCGCGUAAUAAUCACCUCAACGGCAACCAAUCAGCGUGGAGAAUUUUCAAUAAUCACCUAUGUAAUUAUACUAAAUUAAUAUAAUACUAAUAUUUAUAUCAUAUAAUAUUAUUUAAGUAUUAGUAUAGGUAAUCAUGCGAUGGCGAGUACAAUUAGGGAUUAAUAGUACGAGUGAUGUUUGGAAAUUUUGCCAAAAUUGGACGAGCCGCCGGGGCGAGUCCAAUUUGGCAAAUUUCCAAACAUUACGAGUACCAUUAAUCCCUAAUUGUACGAGCAACAUCGCAUGAUUACUUGUUUAUUAUUAACAUGACAAAAUUGGAUACGUACUUCUCAAUGUCAGCAUCAUAUUCUCUCGCCAAAGCCCAGUCCCGCCAGACUUUCAACCAAAAUUUGGUGCUUUUGUUUGUAUUUUCAUGUAGUUCUUUUGUUAAAGCAAAAUUUGGCGAUUUUGUUCGUAUUUUCAUCUAGUUCCUCCACGGCAAUUUCAUUUCACGCUUGAGUUUAAAAUACGUUUCCGCCAUUUUGUUUGUUUUGGGAAAAUCAUUAAUUGUACUGCAGUACAGUUAAUGAAAUAAUUGUACUCCUCUCAACCAAUCAGCAUCCAGUAAUUUUGUCAUGCUAAUAAUAAAUUAUAUAAUAUUCUAUUAAUAAUUAGGGCCUGUUUAUAUGAGCUAAGCUAAAAAUUCGUUGUCUUCACUGGGCCCAUGUUUGGAUAAACAUGAACAAAAAUAGAAGAAUAAACGCGUUGGCCGAGUUUCUGGAGUAUAUCUUGAUUAACUAUGGUAUAUAAGAAUGAAAAGGGUUGAGUACUAUUCGAAAUAUUAAUAAUGCGUUUUUAUUCACACAUUUGCAUGUCGUGUUGGUUUUCUGCAUCAACUUCGUACAGCAUUUUAACUUUCAAUGUAAUAUUAUAUUAUUAUUAGUUGGAAACAACUCUUUGUAGAGCAAAGGCAAAAAUUCAUUCACCAAUUAAAAUUAUUUGUGUCUGUUUCAAUCGCAUUUACUUUGAAGAAGCAAUUCAAUCAC
This is a messenger RNA of Paramuricea clavata, 13966 nucleotides long. The record is from the annotation of a GenBank genome assembly. Lineage: Eukaryota; Metazoa; Cnidaria; Anthozoa; Malacalcyonacea; Plexauridae.